ACGGUUGUAUAACGCAGUGACUCCAGAAUAUCUGGAGUUUAUUGUUCUUCGCCUGCUCCCUCCAGCUGAGCUAGUUCUGGUUAGCACGAGCUAGCUGGUGCCAACACGGUGUUAGCUCUCGGUGUAGCGCGCGCGGCUCGAACAGAAAACAGCGGUUAAUCCGUUCACGUUGCAGCUGGACUUCCUGCUUGUAGCUCGGCGGCUCCGGGACCAGGUGGACGAGACAUGGCAUCGUCGGCUCUGUACGCCUGUACGAAGUGUAACCAGCGGUACCCCUUCGAGGAGCUGUCGCAGGGCCAGCAACUGUGCAAGGAGUGUCGCAUCGCGCAUCCGAUCGUGAAGUGCACGUACUGCAGAUCUGAGUUUCAGCAGGAGAGUAAAACCAAUACGAUUUGUAAGAAGUGCGCCCAGAACGUCAAACAGUUUGGGACACCCAAACCCUGCCAGUACUGUAACAUCAUUGCUGCUUUUAUUGGGACAAAGUGCCAACGUUGUACCAACUCAGAGAAGAAGUAUGGACCUCCACAGACCUGUGAACAGUGCAAACAACAAUGCGCCUUUGACCGUAAGGAGGAAGGCAGGAGAAAGGUGCAAACCUCACACACAUUCUUGAGAUUACAGCUCAUGUGUUUUAGUGAGCCUUACGAGCCGCUGCGUCUGCUGCAGGUGGAUGGAAAACUUCUUUGCUGGCUCUGCACGCUGUCUUACCGCCGUGUCCUGCAGAAGACUAAGGAGCAGAGGAAGGGCUUCGGGUCCUCCAACUCCUCAUCGUUGAACGAGAAGGACCACCACUCCAGAUCGCACCAUCAUCACCACCACCAUCACCACCACCACCACCCACACAGACACAGCAGUUCUCACCACAAACUGAGUGGGAGCUUGAGUCCUGAGCCGGAGCCGGGACUCUGGAAGCAGAGCCAUAAAUUGUCUUCAAUCCAAAAGGAGACUCCAAAGAAGAAACCAAAACUGGAGUUGAAGCCAUCGAACGGGGACAGUAGUUCCAUCACUCAGUCCAUGGAUUCUGGUGGAACAGACAACUUCAUCCUCAUCAGCCAGCUGAAGGAGGAAGUGAUGUCACUGAAGAGACUUCUGCAGCAGAGGGAUCAGACCAUCCUGGAGAAGGACAGAAAGCUUACAGAACUCAAAGCAGACUUUCAGUACCAGGAGUCCAACAUGAGAGUGAAGAUGAACCAGAUGGAGAAGGCCCACAAGGAGGCCAUGGAGCAACAGCAGACUAAGAACAGGGAGCUGAUGAAACAAGUGGCUGCCCUUUCGAAGGGUAAAAAGUUUGACCGGACAGGAAGUUCUCUGCUGCUGCCCUAACAAUAGGCCGGCCAUCGGGUAAUGACAACAGAGCGGCUUCAUUUAAUGUAAAACUGGACGUUUCCCUCGUGUCUCCUCUUUGUCAUCUGCAUCGAUUGCUUCUUGAAUUGCUGAAGCCAGAGGGCUUGUUACACAAGGAAACCACACGUUAACGUUCAAAGAAAGCUCUCUAAAAAUCAACACGUUUUUAAAUAUUUUAUGACACUUUUCCUUUGGGAUCAAAGGAUGCAACUUUAGGUGAUGUGUGGGAGGGAGCCCUUGUUUCUACACUGCCGGGCCACAGCAAACAGCACUUUGCGUGCUUUUGUGGAGAGCAGUCUGGUGACUCUGUAUCCACUUGUUUUUUAUGGAUGUCAUGCAUUUAUUUAUUCAGCUGUAUUUCUUAGCUUUGUUUUUACUCCUCAAGACAUACUGAGAGGAUAUCCCACAUUUUGGGGUUCUCAAUAGCAACUAGUUCUAUUUUUAUAAACAGACGCGAUCGUAGAAGACGAGCUCUCCUUAACGGAGACCUACGUGCAACUUUACGAUGUAUGCAAAACGCCGGCUGGGUUACUGCCGAGCUGCUGCUCGGUGGUAGAAAACUCAGAAUCCAAACAACCAAUGAGCACUCUGAAACGGCUAAAUGCCUCUUUGCUGCCCACUUUCUCACUGUGUGACAGCUUUGCUGUUUCUCUUUACUGGAACGGUUGUCAUACUGCAUGAUUUUACUGCCAGGUACCAGAGUGGUCACACUUCUUUACCCUCCCCUUUUACUUAGUUUUUUAAGAAUCACUUGUAAAUGUAUUUACUGGGGUCAGCCAUUAUAUUGAAACCAUUGCUUCUGUCAGUUUUAGUGAGUACAGUAUGUGUAUGGUAUGGCCAGUAGACAUUAACAUGUCUGUAGAAGAUGCUUUUCCAAGGAACACAUCACGUUACGUUUCUGGGCUGGUUUCAUACUGUGGUGUUCAGGAUCACUUUUGUACUUUUUUCCAAUUUCAGAUGUUUAAAA
Messenger RNA from Nematolebias whitei (Rio pearlfish), 2311 nucleotides. RefSeq names its product family with sequence similarity 76 member B (gene fam76b). Bases 226 to 1323 code for a protein of 365 amino acids. The transcript has 9 exons. The record is from RefSeq and is a predicted model, not a curated record. Lineage: Eukaryota; Metazoa; Chordata; Actinopteri; Cyprinodontiformes; Rivulidae.